This is a messenger RNA of Acanthosepion pharaonis, 879 nucleotides long. NCBI's taxonomy places the organism in Eukaryota, Metazoa, Mollusca, Cephalopoda, Sepiida, Sepiidae. The record is from the annotation of a GenBank genome assembly.
AUGGUUACGCUUGUCCCCACUUUUCCUGUUAUCUUUUCGAACAACCUCUUCUUUGCCCCCCCCCACCUUUUUUUCUUUUUUUUAAAAAGUCUCAUUUCUUUUCCUUCUCUCGUUCUUUCUCCCUCUAAUCAUCUUCUCCCCCCCCGUUUACUUCUGGUAUUUUCUAUAUCAUUACUUCUUUCUUUUUCUUUUUCUUUUUCUGCGUUUUUUCUCGCUCUCUUUCUCUCUCCUGCAUUAUAUUUUGCUCUCCUUUUCUCCACCUUAAAAUUCCCAUAUUUUCAUCGUCAGAAAUCAAGAUCUGACGAAGCCCUAUCCAUACUCUAUCUAUCUAUCUAUCUAUCUAUCUAUCUAUCUAUCUAUCUAUCUAUCUAUCUAUCUAUCUGCAUACACAAGCCAAACGGACGCAUACUGUUCCGCAUAUUUUCUAUCUAUCUAUCUAUCUAUCUAUCUAUCUAUCUAUCUAUCUAUCUAUCUAUCUAUCUAUCACAGUCUAUUUAUAUUUAUCGAUAUAUCGAUAUAUUUGUUCAGCUGCCGUUUGUUGCUGUCCCAGCCGAAGGUUUGGAGUUCUUCAGUGACCAGUUCUUCGCUGUGAACUUUAUCACUUUAAAUGCUUGCUAUCUAUCUAUCUAUCUAUCUAUCUAUCUAUCUAUCUUCAUGACGCUCUCUCUCUCUCUCUGUCUUUCAUUAUUUGUCUCUAUUUUUCUUAUUUUAAUCUUUCUUGUUGGUUUUCAUCGUCUCGCUUCUUUAAAUACUCUUUCUUUUUUCUCUCUUUUCGUAAUACUUUUUUCUUUCUUUUAUUUAUUUAUAUUCCCAGUUGUCAAUUUCUUUCGCAACGAAUUUCCUCUAAAUAUGAAAGAUUAUUUGCUUGGAUCCCAGUGA